Molecule: messenger RNA, 935 nt
Organism: Penaeus vannamei (Pacific white shrimp)
Lineage: Eukaryota; Metazoa; Arthropoda; Malacostraca; Decapoda; Penaeidae
Source: RefSeq, a predicted model, not a curated record
CAGUGCCAGUAUAAAUAGAAGCGCAGAAGAUGACACAAUCAGUCAUCUCCUGCUGCUGGGAAAGCCUCGCAACAUGAGGACCAUUAUUUUAGUGUCAUUCGUGGCUGCGUUAAGCGUGGCAGCUGCUGCUCCUGACGGUUGCUGUGGUGGAAGCCAUGGAGGCGGAGGUCACGGAGGUGGAGGAUAUGGAGGAGGCGGCCAUGGAGGCGGAGGAGGCAGAGGCGGCAGAGUGGUGAAAGCACAGCUGGUCGGAGUUGGCACUCUUCCCAGCACUGGAGGAGGAGGCGGUGGAGGCUCAGGAGGUUAUGGCUCCCACGGAGGUGGCUCUCGAGGCGGCCACGGCAGAUCCAGCGGUGCCAGUAUUGUCCGAGCUGAGCUGGUUGGAGUUGGCACUCUUCCCAGCACUGGCGGAGGAGGCGGUGGAGGCUCAGGAGGUUAUGGCUCCGGAGGAGGUGGCUCUCGAGGCGGUCACGGCAGAUCCAGCGGUGCCAGCAUUGUCCGAGCUGAGUUGGUUGGAGUUGGCACUCUUCCCAGCACUGGCGGAGGAGGCGGUGGAGGCUCAGGAGGUUAUGGCUCCGAAGGAGGUGGCUCUCGAGGGGGCCAUGGCAGAUCUAGUGGUGCCAGGAUUGUCCGAGCUGAGCUGGUUGGAGUUGGCACUCUUCCCAGCACUGGCGGAGGAGGAGGAGGAGGUUAUGGCUCCGGCGGAGGUGGCUCUCGAGGCGGCCAUGGCAGAUCCAGCGGUGCCAGCGUUGUCCAGGCACAGCUGGUUGGUGUUGGCAGCCUUCCCUCAGGCGGGGGCGGCGGCCACGGUUCCAAUGCCAUUUCCACCGGUGGUGGAUACGGCGGUGGCAGUGGCUGGUAAAACGUUCUUUCAUAAAAUAGCACAACGCAAAACGUAUUCCUUUGUCAUGCGCAAAUAAACAAUUGAAUGGCUA